Nakaseomyces glabratus is the source of this 627-nucleotide messenger RNA. RefSeq lists its product as uncharacterized. NCBI's taxonomy places the organism in Eukaryota, Fungi, Ascomycota, Saccharomycetes, Saccharomycetales, Saccharomycetaceae. The record is from RefSeq and is a predicted model, not a curated record.
AUGGAGAAAGAGCUCAAAAACGGCACUUUCGAACCUUCUCUUAAACACAGUUGCGCGAAGAAAAGGGCAUCUCGAAUUUUCUUUUCAGUGAGGGAAAACGUGUUCGCUGCUCAGUAUAGAGAGAAGCUUGAGAUAACUGAUUUCACUUUCCAAGCUGAAACUGGUAGCCAGGAUCUCUGUUUUGAAAAGCCUAAAAAAUGUCCUGGUGAUGUCACCACUGCGUCACAUCGACGUCACAGUGACGUAUACCGUCAUAGUGACAUCACAGUUACAUCACCAGGACAUUUUCGACAUGACCCUGUCUCUAACAAACCCGUACGAGCCCCAAUAUUCCCUCCCUAUCAGCUACCCGGAAGAAAGGCAGAAAGAGCAGACGGACAUUUUGUUUUUUUUAGCUUCUUAGACCCUAGAUGGAUUCGCAACUCGGGACACUAUUCCCGAACUUUCUUUCCUAAUGUCCUUUUUGUAUAUUUCUAUUUUCCGCACGAUUACGCUUUUGAACCUCACACAAUGGAUGGAGUAAUCCUUCCCCCCCCCCUUCCCAGAAGAAUGAGGGAGAAAGAGAGACGGGAGACACUGCAAACAAUUACCGAACAAAUUCCCAGCAUCUAUCAAAUAUUUUUUUAG